Dermacentor albipictus is the source of this 2059-nucleotide messenger RNA. Its product is annotated as TNF receptor-associated factor 5-like. NCBI's taxonomy places the organism in Eukaryota, Metazoa, Arthropoda, Arachnida, Ixodida, Ixodidae. The record is from RefSeq and is a predicted model, not a curated record. Gene Ontology annotation, molecular function: zinc ion binding.
GGAGCAUCGGGGGGGUGGCGGAGGAGCGCCCCGAGAAACGCGAAAAUGCUGGACAGGUGAUGAACAGGCGUCGUCGGGAGGUUGCACUUUGCUGGGCCAGCGAUGUGACCGUGUCCACGGAGCCGAAAGCUCAAGUGGAGGAGGAGGCGCGGAGUAGGAGGAGGAGAAGGAGGAGGCGGGUAUGUCGCAGACGGUGCUCCGGGGAUUCCCGGGCCUGCCGUGCGAGGUACGGCUCGAGUUCCAGCUGCCGCUGCCGCGCAACCUGGCGUGCACGUUGUGCCGCGCCGUGUGCCCGGUCAUCUACCGCGCCGGCUGCUGCCAUGCCUUCUGCGAGAGAUGCAAGCAGGAGCUCAUGCGCUCCAGGCCCGUGCUCCUAUGCCCCGUCGACGGAAACGAGACCUGGACCGAGAAGAUUGUUCCGGAUGACACUGUGUGGAAUUCGUUGAAGGACUUCACGGUGCUGUGCUCGCAGAGCCUCCACGGCUGCAGGUUCAGCGAUACUGUUGCUGCAUUCAAGAACCACAUCCGCGACUGCCCAUACAUGAAGAAGCGGUGCCCUUUGUGCGAGGAGGACGUGCUGUCGAAGGACCUGUUUAGCCACCUGGGCAGCGUGUGCACCAAGAGGCCGCUCGCAUGCGACCACUGUGGCCUCAACUUUCACAAGGAGCUGCUCAAUGACCACAAGGCGAACUGUCCAGAAAAGCUCGUGAUCUGCGAGUAUUGCGGUGCCGAUGGCUUGCUGCUGGGAGAGUUGCCAAUGCAUUAUGAAGAGUGUGACCUGAAACCCUGGUGUUGCACGAUGAAGGACUACGGAUGCACGUUCGAGGGCCCCAGAAAAAGUCUAUUGGAGCACCUGACUUUUGAGGAUCAUAUCCACAUCAUCGUGACCCACUUUAAGGAGCUUUCUGUCGUUAAUAAGGAACAGCAAGACGAGAUUGGUCAUCUAAACGUGCAGCUUGAUGCACUCACGAAAGCUGUGAAGGAAGGGAAUCGGAGAGUGUCCACAACACUUCAAACCAUAAGCAGAGCACUGCAUGCACAGCAAGAAGAAAACCGCAAGCUAAAGGCAAAGCUGGACGACCUGUCAAGGAUGAUAGAGCAAAAGACGAUCCACCCGAUACCGAGUUCAAAGAUGGACGGUACUACGACGACACACCAUAGGAUUCCUGGGGACGGAACUAUCGAGAGGGUUACGUACCCUCGCUUCGUAGAGGCUGGGCUUGUCUCGCGUCCCGUCAGCGCCCGAGGCACCUCGUCUUCUUCAGCGGCGGCCACAGCAGGCAUUCCGACCGUGAGCAUGAUGGUCCCGUCAUCCGCCAGAGUGGGUCGGCAACACCAGAGCACCUGACAGACGCCCGGUGGUGGAGCGCAGGCCUCGCAGGCACACCAGCACCAACAGCUCCACCACCAUCACCAUCACCAGCACGGCCUACACCAACACCACCAACACCAACAUCCGUCUCAGGGUGGUGCAGGACCUUCGGGAAUUUGAUACGCGGAGAAGGUCACUCGUGUCCCUUCUUCAGCCCACAAUGCUCAUGCAAACGAAAGACGGGGGACAGGAGACGAGCAGUGAAUCGAACUAUGUGCGUGCGUGUCGUUUUCGUCGUUGCCUCCUUGUGGUUCUGGCGCCUCCGAAAGUGGGGCUCUUCGAGUUGAGCAGGUGACAUGGUUGGCGUGGUUUCACUACGAGGGGUGCCACCCUCCCAAGGUGGUAGUGUUCAAUGAUUGUUUGCCCGAGCUAUGCGUUGAAGUUUGUUACUUUAGUCGUUUUCACAAUCUCUGCAGCAAACCCUUGGGUUUCACAGCCGGGAUUUUCAGCGCUGAUAGUGGUAAAGCUGGGGCUCUUACAAACAAAAAAAUUGUUUUGACGCAUAGAAAUCUCCCCAACUAGUGAGCUUCACAAGCAUUGAGGUUGGGCUAAUCUAUAAAGUUCCAUGGCGCCUCAUAGCAUGGGUAGGCCCUAAGACAUAAAGAAAUAAACACAACCGCUGCUUAUAAAUUUCAUUGGGUAGUAGGUGAUGCGUGCUGAGACCAAAUACACUUUGCUUUUACUUUA